AUGGAAGAGGUUCAAUUUUCCGAGGAAUUAUUUAGUACGCAAGAUGAAGCCUCGUUUCAAAACGUAGAUUCCUUGCCGGACGUUGUUCCUGAAAAGUCAGUGGAGAAAGAUUUAGUACCUGUGGCACAAGAAAACGCAUCCAACAAUGUAGCACAAGAAGCUAAUGCGUCGAUCGAAAAGGACACUCCGGAUCUUGUUUUUUCUGAAGAUAUCGAUUUUGAUAAACAUUGCGAAGAGGCGAUCGAUGCUUCAGAUAAAUCUAGCGCUGUUGAAUCGACCGAAAAUGCGGAGAAUAUCGCACAACCGGAAGCUUCUCACGAGGCUAUAGAAUCCAAUGUACCUCAACCCAUGGAUGAAAACGUCUCAAGCACUAAAGCGCCUGAAGAACGAUUGGCUCUGUUUCCGUUUGCCCGAAUUAAGCAAAUCAUGAAAUUGGAUCCCGACGUUGGUAUAGUAUCGGCAGAGGCAAUAUUCGUGGUGACGAAAGCGGCCGAAUUGUUUCUUCAAACGCUGGCAAAAGAUACCAGCUCGCACACACUUGCUUCCAAGAAGAAAACGAUGAGCAAGAGGGAUGUGGAAUUAGCAAUAGAUAAUGUGGACGCGCUGAUGUUUCUCGAGGGAAUGAUGAAUGUGUAG
Messenger RNA from Anopheles marshallii, 636 nucleotides. RefSeq names its product DNA polymerase epsilon subunit 4 (gene PolE4). NCBI's taxonomy places the organism in Eukaryota, Metazoa, Arthropoda, Insecta, Diptera, Culicidae. The transcript is spliced from 2 exons. The coding region runs from base 1 to 636 and encodes 211 amino acids. Gene Ontology annotation, molecular function: protein heterodimerization activity. Gene Ontology annotation, cellular component: nucleus; epsilon DNA polymerase complex. The record is from RefSeq and is a predicted model, not a curated record.